Boeremia exigua is the source of this 1862-nucleotide messenger RNA. RefSeq lists its product as uncharacterized. Lineage: Eukaryota; Fungi; Ascomycota; Dothideomycetes; Pleosporales; Didymellaceae. The record is from RefSeq and is a predicted model, not a curated record. The coding region runs from base 218 to 1711 and encodes 497 amino acids. The transcript has 2 exons.
UCUCCCCUCCCUGUCCGUGUCUUCACAGCGGCGUGCAAUUGCUUUACCCUUUGACGUUCCCUGCCGUUGACGUUUCCUGCCGUUGACGUCGCUAGCGCGUGUCAAGUCCGCGGCCCCGGGCCUGCUCCACUUCCCUGGCGGUGAUCUCAUUUCCAACAAUUUCCGGCGAGCUGAAGAGCGUGCCAGCUGCCCGACGGCUGCCCUGAACGCUCCUGCAAUGCGGCUGCCCACGUUGGACGCGCGCGCGCCCGCCCUCGAGCGGCGGCUGGACCAGCAGAACCGCAGCUUCGUCAUUAUCUCCAUCAUCGUCGUCGCCGUCUUCGCCAUCCUGCUCACCACCUACCUCGUCACCCUGCGCUUCCGCCGGCCCUUCUCGUCCCUCCGCAGCAACGACAAGCCCCGCGACAUGCUCCCCUCCCUCUUCUCCUGGUCCCGCCUGCGCGGCACCCGCCAUGCCUACUCCAACUCGCUCCAAGACUCCACCCGCGGCCCCAGCGUCAGCGACAGCACCCGCGACCGGGCCCCGAGCAACGCCUCCGCCGAGCCCGCCGGCGUCGACCGCAACACCUCGAUCCGCAGCAUCAUGACGCUCCCCUCGUACUCGCGCUCCGUGCGCGCCAACGAGCGCCUGCUCGGCCGCGCCGGCGACCGCGACGGCAUGGACAACGUACUCGAGCUGCCCGAGUCCGCGACCGAGGAGGAAGCCACCCGCAACGCCGAAAUGGAGUCGCUGUACCAGAUCCGGCUGGCGCGGCGCGCGGAGGCGGCGGACCGCGAGGCCCGUCGGCAGGCCCGCCGCGACGCGCGCGCCCGCGGCGACACCAUCGCGCUCGCGGAUAUCCGGCGUGCGGCCGAUGCGGCCGCGGACGCGCAGGUCAGCGCGCUGCUGAUUGCGGAGCACCAGGGGCGCGGGCGCGAGCGGCGCGUGUCGGCGGUUAAGUACGCGGAUGUCGGGGUUGCGCGGCACGACGGGACGCGGGUGCGCGCCGGCGAGGACGAGAGCGAUACGCGGGGGUUGCUGGACGGCGCGGCGUCGUUCGGCGGCCGCGAGCGGGGUCUCACGACGACAUCCACAAACUCGUUUAACACGCUGGGCACGGGGCACGAGCGCGGGGGCUCCGUGUCGUCGGCCGCGCGCUCGUCGGUGGACAGCCGCGCCGACGGGAGUGCCGGAGGCGGGAGCCGUAACGCCUCGCGCGCGGCUUCGCUGGACGCAGGCACCGCGCUCGCACACACGAACACGCACUCGAACGCGCACUCCCCCGCCGCCAGCAGAGACGCGAGCCCCCACCCGCUCCCCGCCGAGGACGCGCCGGCCUACGAGGACCCGCCUGAUUACUCGAGUCCCGUGGACCGCCGCGCACCGCUGCUGCCGCGGGUCCCGGAUGCGUCGCACGCGCGGCAGGCGAGCUUUGAGCGGCAGGCGAGUUUUGGCGGGAUGGCGGGGGAGGGCAGGCGGGCUAGUAUCGCGCGGUCCGUGGAUGCGAAUGUGACGCAGCCGCUGAGUCCCUCGCGGCAGUCGAGUUUUGGAGCGCAGUCGAGUGUCGGAGCGCAGUCUAGCAGAGACAGGCCCUCGGGUGCUGAACGCCCCUCCGGACCCCCCCGGGUGCCCAGUCUGCAGCGCCUGCCCAGUCUCGAGCGAAUGCCUAGUCUGCGAGUCGUGAUGACGGCGCCGACGCCUGUGGAUGGCGAUAUGGCUGCGUUUCGGUAGUGCGCCGCCACCCGCAGACGGCGGAUCUGAGGCCGGGGACGGGCGUGCGGUAGCGGUAGCGGUGGACGACAGAACGUAACCCUCGGUGACCGCGCUGGGGGUGUUGUGCCGGAUGCGGAGAUGGGGGUGUCGACUCGCACCGCACCGCACG